AUGGAUCUCAACACUCUUUUCAAGGGUAGAUUUUGUUGCUUUCCCAAGGACCCACUUGAAGAGGCUGAGACUUGGGGAGAGUCUGUGGACAAACUCCUGGGUUGUAAAUCCGGGCAGGCGGCUUUCCGAGAGUUCCUUAAAUCAGAGUAUAGUGAGGAGAAUAUUCUGUUUUGGCUGGCCUGUGAGGAGUACAAGAACAUCAAGUCUCUUCCAGAGAUGAUCUCAUCUGCAAACAGGAUCUACUCAGAGUUUGUGGAAUGUGAAGCACCACGACAGAUCAAUAUUGAUUGUGGGACCAGAGAAAAUAUCACCAAGAACAUCUCUCAGCCAAGCCUGACCUCAUUCGACACGGCACAGAAGUUGAUCUACAGUCUGAUGGCCAGGGAUUGUUACCCACGAUUCCUCAAGUCAGACGUCUACCAGGAUAUGCUGAGGGGAGCAAGGUGACUCUCUCAAACGACAAACACUCUAAAAGUGUUUCUUAAC
Molecule: messenger RNA, 486 nt
Organism: Salvelinus fontinalis (brook trout)
Lineage: Eukaryota; Metazoa; Chordata; Actinopteri; Salmoniformes; Salmonidae
Product: regulator of G-protein signaling 21-like
Exons: 3
Coding region: 1-447 (148 amino acids)
Source: RefSeq, a predicted model, not a curated record